AUGUCCUCACAGCUCUUCUGCUGUUUGGGGGAGCAUCUGGCAAAGCGAGCUACGGUGAAGAAGCUGAAUGUGUGCAACUGCUCGGGCGCCGGUAUUGACCGCCUAUCCGUACCGGUCAACUUCUUCUUGGAGCAGCUGCAAAAAGAUCACGCGCUGACUUCCCUCGACCUCUCCAUGAGCAGAAUGGACUUUCGGUCUGCGCUGAUUCUGGAGGAUGCGCUUCAGAAUCACAAGCAGCUCAAGAACCUGCAGCUGGCCGACAAUCCCCUGGGACCUCGCGGAUUGAGGUCAGUGCUGAGGAUGGUUGCCUCACAGACGAAUGCUGUGCUCUUCUAUGAUACGUCCGGUUGCUACGGGGGAGAGGUGCCAGCUGAUCAAGAUCACGAGGUUUUUUCGAUGAGCAACCUCCCUGGCGCUGGGUCCUAUAUGUUGCAGCUCCAUCGCCCGUAUCACAGGUCCUUGCUGCGCAUGCUGUACAAGUCGGCUGAGAGAUUUCGAUUGGCGCCGUCAGAGGUGCUAACCAUCGUAAGCUCAGACGAUGACUUUGUCCACGGAACAAAGAAAGCAGGACUGUGGGAAGUCCCAAGCGAUGGCGAAGUUACCCUCAGCUUCAACUUGGAACGCUGCUUGGAGUCUCCUUUGUUCAAAGACGUGGAGUCUGACUUUGGACGUGUGAUCAACCGAUUUUACAGCCUUUCCCGUUUCCACCUGGAUUCCAGUAAGGCAGUGGCCGUUUUCGGUCGAUUCGUAGAGCUGGACGGCUUUCAGCACUCGCAAGCCGCACUUCUGAAGGCAUUGAGCUUUGACUUUGUCUUGACCAUUUCGCACCUCAAAGUUCUGGCAGAGACAUCACAACUCUUCAGGGCGCCUUGCAUAAUGAAUUUGCUUCCCUCGGUUCUGCGCGAACCAGGCUCGUACUUUGUUGUGCAGGGGAUGUACGCUACAACGCUGGACUGUGUCACGUGCCGACAGAAGCUCAAACAGCUUCUGCGCUUUACGCCAGCAAACCCGACUGGUCACUAUGUGUUGGCCAUGGAGAACCGGGCAGACUUUGCAGUGGCGGAGCAGCUGGCUCUCCUCGACAAGUGGGAAAUUAUGAUGGACAAGCGGCUCGGGCGAGAAGAUAUAUCAGCUGAGUGCAACAGAUCUCAUGCAAGGAAUGCCUUCUAUCAGGGCAAGCCACUUCAGAGUUCGCAAAUGGCCUUCGCCGACUGGAAGCGUCCUAGCUAUGACACCCUUGAGUUGGACUAUGUUAGCUCCCAAGGGCCGCCCAAGGGGGUGCAAGCCAUCAGUUGGGCAUCCUUCUGUGAGAUCUUAGAGGCGGUUCAUCAACCAGCAUGUUCCGCGCAAGUCAAAGUGGCUGCCUUGCGGAGCCAAGCAGAGACAUUUUACAUCGAGUCAAGGCAGCUUCGCGUUUUGGUGGGAACCUUCUCAGAGCCAGCAGAUCGAAUUGAGCUUUUCGUGUACUUCUUUAGUCGGAUCUUGGAUCCCCAGAACGCGAAGAUGUACAAAGCACAAUUAGAGGACUUCUCGGAUGUGCUGACUCUGCGGCGGCGACUUGGUUUUGCUCGAACAUUCCCAUACAUUCAGCCGGAGUUUGAGCAGUUCCAACUGAACUUGGAGCGCCAUGACGAGCGCAUCUGCAUGACUGCUCUGCUGGCAUUAUCAACAAGAGAGAAUGCUGGCAACAUCCGGCACCCCCAGUACAUUUUGCCAGAUGGGACUGUUGACCCACUGAAGAUGGGCAUCCCACGCAGCUGGGAGUUCUUGGAUCGGGUUCCGCAGGGCGGCACUUUCAAGUGCAGCUACGUUUGUGCUCCAGACGAGCGAAAUUUCGAGCUUCGAAAGCAGCUGUGCAAGUCCUACCACUUCUCAGACGUUAAGGAGGCUGACGUCUCCUGGUGGACGAACAUGAUAGAGGUGCCUUCAGAAGUCAUCGACCUUCUCCUGAUGCUCAGAGAGAACGGCAUGGACUUGAACAAAGCGUUUGAUUCCAUCGAUGGAUUUGAUGGAAAUGGCGAGAUUGGCCUUGGAAAGCUUCACCAGGGACUUGAAGAUCUUGGCUGGCGCAAGUACAAGAAUCCGGCAUCCGAUCACGAACUCAAGGAGCAAAUUCUGGCUGUUUUUCGGUGUUUGAAUGCCGCGGGGCAUGGCACACUCUCCAGAAGCGAUUGGAACAUCCUGCAGCAGCUGACGAAGGAUGUUGAACAUGCCCUCGCAGAGUGUGCGCAGUACUUGGUGCGGGUACAUGGCUCUAUAUCCGCAGCCUGGAAUGCUCUGGACCCAGAACUCCAAGAUGACUUGAGCCGGGAGGCUUGGCUGGAGUCCCUCAAGCGGCUCUGCUAUUUUGGACCUGGUGAUAUUGUCUUCAGAUUUCUCACGGCAUCUGAUUCCACCCGCUCGCACUCCAUGACCUGGAACAAGUUUUGCAGGCUCGAAAAGUUUAUCAGCUAUGGUCUUGCGUAG
Molecule: messenger RNA, 2466 nt
Organism: Symbiodinium pilosum
Lineage: Eukaryota; Dinophyceae; Suessiales; Symbiodiniaceae
Source: the annotation of a GenBank genome assembly